AUGUCUAGCCUGCAGUCCAUCAUGAACGUGGACGAGGACCAACAUGACGCCUCACCCUCAACGGAUAAAAAGGAUAAGGACCCAGCAACACCCGCUUCCGGUUUCCGAAGUCAAAAUCCUUCAUCAAUACCACCAGGUCACGUCAUUCGUUCCAGUCAGCAACAUUCAUCAACGCAGCUUGCUGAGGGUAGUGAGGUCGCUCGCUCCAGCCAGCAAUACGCCGACGAGGGUUCAAGCUCAAGCUCAGCAAUACAGCAAGGCAAGAGGCCUGCCAUCAUCAGCGAUCCACGGGAUACAUCUUCGGCAGCUACAGCACCCACGACAUUUCGCGCAGAACAGUCCAGGCGUGAAAGUAAUACCAGCGUGGACUCGAUGGACCAACACGGUUAUGGGUCCGCCGCAUCGUCCUCGUCAAUGGGGGGAGCCAGCGGCGGCGGUCUACCACCAAAUCAUCCAAGGAGGCCGAUGGGAAGUCCAAACCCCGAGGUCCCCAUCAGGCUGACGCCGAUCACGGGGAGAGUCAGUCGUGCCAAGAAGGGAGUUCCUGUUCACACGUGCGACAUGUGCAACCCUCCGAAGACCUUCACAAGAGCCGAGCACCUCAGUGAACAAGAAGGAGACAAGGUCUCGAUGAGUGGUGAGGGCAGCCGGCGCAACUCUACAGCCUCAGGAACUUCAGCCACUCUGGAGGAGCGAAUGCCUGGGCUUCGGGUUGGUGGAGGAGGUUUACAGCCGCCUCAUGGGUUUGGUUCUCCUGCCAGCUACGGGGGAGCACCAACAUCAUCUUCAACGUCGGACAUGCCACCCACAACUCCUAAUAUGCCACCUACACCUUACGCACCCGGAGGCAGUCCUGCGCCAGGAGGCCAUGUGCCCACAAUGUCGCCCCCAGGCGGUGAUCACUACGGUCCAUCAUCCGGCCCAGGCGGCUAUUCGCUAUAUUCGAGUAGGCUCCCUAUCAGCAUGAGCCCCUCUCCUGAACCUUCGGCAUUUUCGACUAUAGAAAUGGCGCCUCGGACAGUGCCCAUGUUUAUCGGUACCGAAAAUCAGGCGACUACAGCAGGUCCCUUGCAGACCAGCCUUGAUCAACCGCCUGAGCUGAUACAUACUACCGACUACUCACCCUGGACAUCUGCUUCAGAAAGCAACUAUUCAACCCCACCACCGGCUGAGGUUAGCAGACCUCGGGGGUAUUGGCAGCACCACCGCUCGCACAGCUCUCUGGAUUGGCAAUCCAACGCUAGUAUGCUAUCGCCGUUUUCCGCGCAGCGUGAACUACAUGGCACAAGCAACCUGGACGCAGUGACUACUUCCCAUUAUGUCACCCCGCCGUUCCCAAUGUCUCCUCACAUAGCUCCGGCACCUUACCACACAUACGGCCCGCUUCUCGACCCCUCGCUGAUGGGUGGGUUUACCGACGAUCAGACACAGCAGUCUCUACUGGACAACUCCAUCGCCUCGCACCCUGUCGCCCAUCACCGACCAUCCUCAGUUCGUAGCCCAUCCCAUCCACCAUCGUCGGCGCAAGGGGCUGACACUUUAGUCACUCCAGCUGCUCUCCCAAGUCGAGCAGCCCCGAUGGCUCAUGUGAGCCGGCAGAAGGAAAUGGUGGUGGGCGGCAACAACAUGAUUGGUGGUGUGGGUAUAUACGCCGGUGAUGGCAGCAGUCCAAGCUGGCCGAGCAACAGCCCAGGCGACAUACUUACGGGCUCGGCACUGGCAGGCGUGGGUGGCUGCGGGAUGGGUGGGAUGUCGGUGGUGACUCCCCUUCCGCGCUCUGUGCGCAACAGUAUUGCCUCGUAUCUCGACGUGUACUGGGAAAAAUUUCACGUCCUGUAUCCAUUCAUUCACCGAGGCACGGUUGAGGGCGCUGGGGAAGAUGCUCUCAAAUGCGCGAUGGCUGCUAUAGCGACGCAAUAUCUCGACAACAAGGACGAUCGCAUCCGGGGAAAUCAGCUCCACGAGUACGCUUGGCAGGAGGCGAAGCGCAACACGCAGUACACGCAGUGGAGUCUUCAGGUCAGCCAGGCUAUCCUUCUGUGCGAACUCUUUUCUCGGUUCAGGGGCCGAAAGGCGUCGGUACGGCCCUCAAAACUGUUUGAAAACCUCUACUCGAGGGUCCUCGAAAAUACCCCAACCAUGUUCAACACAACUUCUCUUGGAAACAGCACCAUGGGUAUCAGCAUUACCAAUGAGGAGCGAUGGCACACCUGGAUUGAAGAAGAGGCUCGUCGACGGCUGUUGACCGUAUGCUUCAUCGUCGACAACCACACGUCCUUGUAUCAUCAACAGCCUCGUGCUAGGGAUGACAUUGACCUUUCAACGAUACCCUUGACAGGACAUAGUGACACCCUGUGGGCUGCGGGGUCGGCAAUCGAGUGGGCAAACAUCCUAGAAACCUCGCCAGCGGCUAGCAUGCCCCGUUUCGUCCCCCAUCCCAACACCUUGAAGCCGGAGGAGGUGGCUAGACACAGCUGCCUUGACAAGAUGGCUAUACUCCAUGCCGAAGCAUCGAGGCUGCCCCGGCGUCAGUACAACCGCUCCUCAAACGAACAAGACGAUCAUCACAGCUUUACAGCGGACGACCUGCGCACACCAACGACCGCGUCCUACAACCAGUCUUUCAACGGCGCUCACUCCGAAGAGCGCAUUGUACACUUAUUCUCAAUGGCAAACGUCUCCCCCAGCCCUAGUAUCUACCUUGCCCUCCACCACACCCCUCUCCACGACCUUCUCGCCGUCAGCGGCGACAGCUGGGUCUUCAGCCAGAAAGUGCUUGGCGCCUCGACGUUUUUGGAGAACCAGAAGCGUCUCAAAGCCUGGGCGGAAGGCAGACUUUUCUCCAAGUCGCCCAGCUCCCAGCAACAAGCCCCCGCGGGUAGUCUCGAGGGCAUGUCUUGUGCCCAGGCGACCUGCCACGCCGCCCGCGCCCUGCUGUGCUUCCUCAAGGACGGUAGCGUCACUACGCCCCAGACAGGCUGCAUCAGCGACUACUGGGGCAUGUACGUCUGCGUGCUCAUCAUCUGGGCCUUCGGGCACCGCGCCGCGCGGUCUUCGUCAUCUACCUCACCGCAGAAGGCCCCCCUCCCCAAGGACGAGGCCAUCAGCUGGCUGCAGGCUGUUGCUGCCCUCCAGAGGCCUGAAGAUGCCACGAGGAUGAAGCACCGGAGGGAGGCCAGCGCCGGCGUGGUAUCGCUAGUGAAGAGGAGGCUGGACGCGGACUGCGUCGGCCCCAGGAGCCAGCUAUACGUUGAUGCGGUGGGCGUGUUAAAGAAGCUCGAAGAGGGCGUUAACUGGAGGUGGUUUUAA
This is a messenger RNA of Diaporthe amygdali, 3309 nucleotides long. RefSeq lists its product as uncharacterized. The transcript is spliced from 5 exons. Bases 1 to 3309 code for a protein of 1102 amino acids. The record is from RefSeq and is a predicted model, not a curated record. NCBI's taxonomy places the organism in Eukaryota, Fungi, Ascomycota, Sordariomycetes, Diaporthales, Diaporthaceae. Gene Ontology annotation, molecular function: RNA polymerase II cis-regulatory region sequence-specific DNA binding; zinc ion binding; DNA-binding transcription factor activity, RNA polymerase II-specific. Gene Ontology annotation, cellular component: chromatin. Gene Ontology annotation, biological process: regulation of transcription by RNA polymerase II; DNA-templated transcription.